AUGAGAAAAGUCAGCCUGGAAGAACCUCCCGCCGAUACCACCAACCAACCAAGAUACAUUACGGGUAUCUCUACAACUCUCGUUGCCCAAGCUUUCACGAUGGCAGGCAUACUUAAGGACCUUAGGGACGACCUAAGGGAGGAUCUUGCUGCUUCCACCCCCGAAGGAGACGAGUUCAGACUUUGCAGCCAAUUUUAUAGGGUCCUGGAUCCAACUCUCAAAGCGCUUAGAAGGAUUACCGAAACGUUGGGAACAGCACCGGGCACCGCAGAUAUUCUCGAUGUGAUCGAGAAAUCUCUCCAUUGGUUGAAGGGUUAUUGUGAUACCUUCUUUGAGAACAAGACUUUCCAGGACAGGCCUCAACGCAAAAAAUGCUACGAGGCCAUCAAUUGGCUGAUGGCACGGAUGCAAGAGAUCCUGGCGACAUUCAAAACGUCCGAUAUUUUUCGAUAUGUGCUGCCGGACGCAAAAUUAUGCUAUGGUAAUCUCGAAUAUUGUGAGGAUUCUAUGGAAGCGUUGGAAAGCUCCUUGGCGGAAUAUCCCGAAUCAGACGGAUCUCGAACACAGAAGGCACCCGAGUCGCAUCAACAGAGGAGACCCGUAUUCAGGACUCCCCCAGGGAGGCUACCUGUGCUCAAGACUCCCCUAGAGAGGUUUCCCGUGCUCAAGACUCCCCUAGAGAGGUUUCCCGUACCCGUGAAUCGCCAGGAGAGGUAUUCUAUGCACGCAUCUCGCGUAAAUGGGUUGCCCGCAUCUCCGUCACCGAGGGCACCGACAUCUCGCACACAGAGGAUUCAUCCAAAUGAGAGCGAACGUCGUUGA
Clonostachys solani is the source of this 822-nucleotide messenger RNA. The record is from the annotation of a GenBank genome assembly. Lineage: Eukaryota; Fungi; Ascomycota; Sordariomycetes; Hypocreales; Bionectriaceae.